Messenger RNA from Polyodon spathula (Mississippi paddlefish), 2601 nucleotides. RefSeq names its product zinc finger protein 135-like. The transcript is spliced from 2 exons. The record is from RefSeq and is a predicted model, not a curated record. Lineage: Eukaryota; Metazoa; Chordata; Actinopteri; Acipenseriformes; Polyodontidae. Gene Ontology annotation, molecular function: DNA-binding transcription factor activity; RNA polymerase II cis-regulatory region sequence-specific DNA binding. The coding region runs from base 483 to 1880 and encodes 465 amino acids. Gene Ontology annotation, biological process: regulation of transcription by RNA polymerase II.
GUUAUCUAACAUGUAGGUCAAAUCUAAUAAUAUAAUUGCAUUUAAAAACAGCAUGGCAGCUACUACUGAGAAAGGACUCCGGAUUCGCAGAGAACUGGGGCGAUCGCCUGCUGCCUCGGAAUCGCGUUCAGAGGCGGGCGGAGCGGUGCUGAAGGGCGGUGACAGCCCGGUGCAAACUCCGGCAUUGGCGGAGGACGCUAUCCGUUAACCGCUUCGCAGCCCCUGGGAGCCGUCCAACAAGGGAGAGCCGGGCAGGCAGGAGCUGCACAGUGCACGGUGACAGAAGCAGGGCAAUCGUGCAAGCGGGAGUUAACUGCUAGAAGUAGGUCAGCAUCGCUCAUAAAUAAAGAAGACUCUAAACCGAGGCUGGUUCAACUGAUAAUAAUAAAAACCACGCCUGCUAUUAUUAAUAUCUCAUAUGAAAUCGGUGACUACCUGCCGUUCAAGUUUAAGAAUCGACCUCCGGGGCGUCACCUGCAACGAUGGACAACUGGAAAAUGGGAUAUGUUCACAUUCAAGAUGAGGUCCACCACCUACAAUCUGUGAACAUAAAACCAGAGCUCCCAGAACUGCAGACAAGGGAGAAGACCCCCAGAUUCCAAUACAUCGAUUAUCCUUCCUUGCACAAGUGCAUACAGCAGCUUACUGUACCCCCUAUAGACAGCUGGAAGAGGAGGUCCCUUCAAGAGGGGGUUCCGGAAUUGGUAACUGUCCACAUUAAACAAGAACUUGUCCAAGAAGAAAUCCCAGAUCUUCAUGUAGUCCAAAUUAAAGAGGAGACCCCUGAACUAGAAUCUGUCCGUGUAAAAGAGGAGAAGGACUCUGUCCACGGGGUGCCUGGUUUUAAAUAUGUGGACUAUCCUUCUUUGCUGCAUUGCCUUCAACAGCCAUCUGCACCACCAGGAGUAGACUGGAAGAAGCACCCAGAAACUCCCCUUGAACGAAGGGUGCAAGGGGAAAUCCCUGGAACACACUCGGCAAAUCCCAACGAGACUGGAUUUCAGUAUGCAAACUAUCCUUCUUUGCUGCAGUGUCUGCAACAGCCUCUGUUAGGCAGCUUGAAGGUCAAGCCAAUGCAAGAAGAUGGUCCUCAACGGCACUAUAACGAGAAACCGGAGCCCUCUGUGGAGGCCGAGUUGGACUGUGGGGCUCCUGGUAGACAGCGUAUGCCACCCGCCACUGACUGCGAAGAGAAAUCCGUCAGCUUCUUCGACUGCGAAGAAAGUUUCGGCAAAAAUCAGCAGAACAACCCUGCGCCCCUCUUCAUCUGCUCGGACUGCGGGAAGAGCUUCCCGGAUUUGAGGAAGCUCCAGAUCCACGGUCGGACGCACAAGGGCAGGACCCCGCACAAGUGCCGGCAAUGCGGGGAGACUUUCCAUCACCUGUCCACUUUCCGGAAGCACCAGAAAACUCACAGCGGAGCGGCGGUGCAUACCUGCCCUGACUGCGGCAAGAGCUUCUCCAGAUCGGACAGCCUCAAGAUCCAUCGGAGAACGCACACGGGAGAAACACCAUACAGGUGCAACGACUGCGGGAAGAAUUUCAGCCAUCUGGGCAACCUGCGAACGCACCAGCGGAUUCACACAGGAGAGACGCCGUACCGCUGUGCCGAGUGCGGGAAGGGGUUUAAGAGACUGGAUAACUAUAAGGAACACCAAGAGGUGCACAGAGGAGAGACCCCUUUCCUGUGCGCGGAGUGUGGGAGGCGCUUCAGUCAACUGGGGAGCCUGAACAGGCACUGCAAAACUCACGCAGGCGUGGCCACGCAUCUCUGCACACAGUGCGGGAAAAGUUACUGCCAGGCAGCUGCUCUGAAAACGCACCAGAGAACUCACACAGCACAGCAUGACCCUGCACAGGACUCUCACAGCACAGCCUGACCCUGCACAGGACUCAUAAAGCACAGCAUGACCCUGCACAGGAUAGACUGACCCUGCACAGGACUCACACAGCACAGCCUGACCCUGCACAGGACUCACACAGCACAGCCUGACCCUGCACAGGACUCACACAGCACAGCCUGACCCUGCACAGGAUAGACUGACCCUGCACAGGACUCACACAGCACAGCCUGACCCUGCACAGGACUCACACAGCACAGCCUGACCCUGCACAGGACUCACACAGCACAGCCUGACCCUGCACAGGAUAGACUGACCCUGCACAGGACUCACACAGCACAGCCUGACCCUGCACAGGACUCACACAGCACAGCCUGACCCUGCACAGGACUCACACAGCACAGCCUGACCCUGCACAGGAUAGACUGACCCUGCACAGGACUCACACAGCACAGCCUGACCCUGCACAGGACUCACACAGCACAGCCUGACCCUGCACAGGACUCACACAGCACAGCCUGACCCUGCACAGGAUAGACUGACCCUGCACAGGACUCACACAGCACAGCCUGACCCUGCACAGGACUCACACAGCACAGGCUGACCCUGCACAGGACAGACUGACCCUGCACAGGACUCACACAGCACAGCCUGACCCUGCACAGGACUCAUACAGCACAGCCUGACCCUGCACAGGACAGACUGACCCUGCACAGCACAGCCUGACCCUGCACAGCACACACACACAGCACAGACUGAC